Molecule: messenger RNA, 3352 nt
Organism: Trichomycterus rosablanca
Lineage: Eukaryota; Metazoa; Chordata; Actinopteri; Siluriformes; Trichomycteridae
Gene: sall4
Product: spalt-like transcription factor 4
Exons: 4
Coding region: 17-3283 (1088 amino acids)
Biological process (GO): regulation of transcription by RNA polymerase II
Cellular component (GO): nucleus
Molecular function (GO): DNA-binding transcription factor activity, RNA polymerase II-specific; RNA polymerase II cis-regulatory region sequence-specific DNA binding
Source: RefSeq, a predicted model, not a curated record
UGCUCGUGUAGUUACCAUGUCGCGACGCAAACAGUCCAAACCGCAGCAUAUCAACUCUGAAGAACCCAAUUUAACAGAAAAUGGAGUUCAAGAUGUUCUUGCAGAAGAUGGGAAUGCAAACAAGCGGUCUCGAAUGGAGGAGACGAGAGUUUGUGAAAAAUGCUGUGCGGAGUUCUUUGAUGAGCUGGAGUUUUUGGAACAUGAAAGAAAUUGCACCAAGAAUCAACAGGUAGUCAUCAUGAAGGAUGGCGACAGUAAUGAAAUUCCAGAGUUCUCGCAACACUCGCCUGACGACAUUCAAAGUGACCAUAGUGAUGGGCAGAGUAGCAGCAAUUCCCAGUCGAAGCACAGCAUGGAGUCAGAAGAGACCAUGGAUGAUGAGUCCAAGUUAACUACUGAUGGUGACUUCAAACAAGCCCAGGAGGAUAUGUCUAGAAGCCCUGACGGCGGCUACGCAUCGAAAUCGCAAGACUCCAAUGUAACCCUAGAAGCCAUGUCUGCCACCAGGGUAGCCGUAACACAGCAUUCAUCUAGUCAAAAGUCUCCAUCACUCCCAGUUCCACAAGAUCCCCUCCAUACGAUACCCAUGAUCCUUGAGCAAUUGGUCAGUCUUCAGCAGCAGCAACUGCUACAGAUCCAGCUGACUGAACAGAUCCGGAUACAAGUGGCCAUGAUGACACCCCAGAGCAUACGGUCUGCGGUUGGAGCAACGGUAGAUCCGCUCAAGGCACUUGGUGCACAUCUUUCCCAACAACUCUCAGCUGCUGCUGCUCUCAUCGGAAAGCGCACAGGUUCCCAAAGUUUGUCCUUGGAAGCUCUCAAGCAAGAUAAAUUAUCUCAGUCCAAAAGCAUUCCAGCAUCACUCACCAGAGGUAUAAGCUCAAUACCUUUGAAGACUGAGAUGAUGAAAGGGCUCCCAGAGCUGGCCAGUCGACUUCCGGCUUUACUUCCCCAAUCGCCAGCUGUUAUGGCAUUCCAGAGCCCCUUCGGUGCCUUUUCAGCGAGUAUAGACCCCUCCAAAAAGUUGAAACCCAAGGUUCCUGGUGUAGACGAGAUAAAGAACGGAGGUGGUGAGCACAUGUAUAAGCAUAAAUGCAAGUUCUGUGGCAAGAGCUUUGGAAACGACAGCGCCCUGCAGAUUCAUCUACGCUCGCACACCGGGGAACGCCCAUUUAAAUGUAACAUAUGUGGAAACCGCUUUACGACAAAAGGCAACCUCAAGGUGCAUUUCCAGAGGCACAAAGACAAAUACCCGCACAUUAAGAUGAAUCCGCAUCCUGUACCGGAGCACCUGGACAACAUCCCUACGAAGAACGGCAUCCCCUAUGGCAUGUCUAUUCCCAUCGAGGAGUCCAACAUUCUAGACAGCAAACCAGUCGUUGGCCUCUCAUCCACAGCCCCCCUUCCAUCCUUGCCCCAGGGACUGAAGUCGUCUUUUGAUAUUCCGAUGUCUGGUGAUAUUUACAACCAAAGACCCUCUUCAUCUGGCAGUGAUGGCGCCUCCAUUUCAUCAGGCAUGUUCUAUCAUGAUGCAGGACUGGAUCAAAGCAAGGACGCCACAGAUGAGCUAGGCAGCCUCCACCACAGUAACGGUGUCUUGGGUGCGGACCAGAACGGAUCUGGUACAGCCAAACUUCAGCAGAUGGUGGAUGGCUUGGAGAAGAAGACCAAUGACCCCAAUGAAUGCUUAAUCUGCCACAGAGUCUUAAGUUGCCAAAGCUCCCUUAAGAUGCAUUACCGUACACAUACUGGUGAACGCCCUUACAAGUGCAAGAUAUGCGGCAGGGCCUUCUCGACCAAGGGUAACCUUAAAGCCCACUACGGUGUACACAGGGCCAACACUCCUCUUAAAAUGCAACACUCCUGCCCAAUUUGUCAAAAGAAGUUUACUAACGCCGUUGUGCUACAACAGCAUAUUCGAAUGCACAUGGGUGGCCAAAUUCCCAACACUCCUUUGUCCGAAGGCCAGUAUGACGGACCAGAAAUGAUGGAUUCCAGUUUGACAGAUGAGAAGAGCAUCGAUGCAAGUGGGAUGGAAGAGAGCAUUGAAGAACAAGAUGUUGAUUUUGACUCUACAGACAAGCUCAACAGCUCCGAGGUGUCCCCAGUACCCGUUUCCAAAGGGGAUCAGCCCCUCAACGACACACCUGCCAUGUUUUCUGGCAUCACCGCCUUAGAAAACCAUAUGAAAAGUCUCACAUCAGCCCUGAAUCUGCAGCGACAGAGCAGCACCGCAUCCGAAAGCGACGGCGGACUUAAAGAGUCUCCGUCGACAGCUGGAGAGCUGGAAUACAAAAAUGGACGCAGUCCAGUGGUGUCUGAUUCUGCCUCCUUGCAUUCGUCAUCUCCAGUAAAUGGACUGUUGGAAAACGGACAGACAAAAUCUCCCGAGUCUGUAAACGAAGAUGAUUGCAAUGAAACCGCUGCCAGGACAGAGUCGGAUGGAGCCCAGAAUUUCAGCGAAACUAAUGGAGCGCUCGACUUGACGUCCAGUUUCUCAACAAAGGCCAUCAAAGAAGAGCCUGGUCUACCAUUUCCCAAUGAAUAUUCUGCAGGCCACAUGCAGUACAUAAGAGCACCUCCAAGCCUGGUUAAGAUGGAAAUGCAGAUUCCGUACGAGAACCCCCUGGGAGCCCUCAGUCAAUAUGGUUCACAGGUACCCCAGGCGACUGGUACUCCGUCCCCCAACUCCAGUGCCCCUCGCCGCUCCGCCAAGCAACAUCUGUGUAAUGUCUGUGGCAAGAACUUCUCCUCUGCCAGCGCGUUACAGAUCCAUGAACGCACACACACUGGAGAGAAACCCUUUGCAUGUACCAUCUGUGGCAGAGCUUUUACAACAAAAGGCAACCUUAAGGUACACGUCGGAACACACAUGUGGAAUAACUCAGCAAGACGCGGUCAGCGCCUGUCUCUGGAUAACCCCAUGACGUUAAUGGCCAUGGGUGCAGAGUCAAAAAUGAUCCCAGAUAUGAUGCCACCUCCAAAAGAGUUGAUCGCCCCGCCAAUCAACUUCGACCCUUCCGUAUGGAACCAGUAUGCGGCGGCUUUUACAAACGGACUGACCAUGAAGGCCAAUGAAAUUUCAGUCAUCCAGAAUGGAGGAAUCCCAAUUCCUGGAAGCCUUGCAGCAGGCCCUUUGGUUGCUUCCACAGGGGGGCUGAUGAAAAUGGACCCCUCGCAUACAGGCAUUCCAGCAUCUCUUGCCGAAAUAGAAAAGAACGGCUCGGAGAGUGUUGUCAAGUCACAGUUUCCACAUUUUAUGGAGGAGGGCAAAGUCAAUUAAGACCAUCCUGAACUUUCUGUAGUAAUUUGAGUAUAUUUACUCAAUUAUUUUUUUCAAUGCGCAAUCAAA